Molecule: messenger RNA, 1162 nt
Organism: Alligator sinensis (Chinese alligator)
Lineage: Eukaryota; Metazoa; Chordata; Crocodylia; Alligatoridae
Exons: 2
Coding region: 227-859 (210 amino acids)
Source: RefSeq, a predicted model, not a curated record
UUUCUUUUUACUGCGCAGCUAGCUGAAUGAACGUGCUAAAAGUUGGUCGGGCCCUGACCCCGUUCCGGGCGCUGUCUGUUUUUCUCUUGAGGACAGACAGGCGUCCGGCUCCGUAUCAACAGAGGACGGAGUAGCAGAAAACCCAUUGGCCGCACGUGCACCCCCUGUGUGUGGCAGUGUACCCCCUGCAAAAAGGCGCCUCCAACUCAGCUGGCGAUGCUUGAAAAUGGUUGCUGCUCGCCACCCCACGCCCUGUCCUCACUGCCAACACCGCCAGCAGCGUCUGCGGGUGGUCCCCAAUCGCCGCUGGGCACCACCAGCACUGCCAGUGGCAUCUGUGAGUGGUCGCCAACCAUCCGUCGGAGCUCACCACCACCCCACCCUCCCACUGCCAACAGUGCCACAGCCGCCUACAGGAGCUCAUCGCUUGCUGCCACGACACUCCCACUGCCCACAGUGCUGCCACCGCCUGCUGGAGCUCACCAUGCCCCCCCAGCCUCCGGGGGCAUGCAGCAUUCAUGAAAAAAACAGAAUGUCCUUGCAGCUCGCCUUGAAGGAUGUUCAAAUUGUCCAUGUAGGCCAGGACCUUGGCCUGUUCCGUACUUCCUCUGGGGAUCUGGACUCUGUGCAUCCUGGAGUCCUGCCUGAUGCGCUGACCCAGGGGUUUGAUGGUGCAGAUGAAAAGGAUCAUGGAGAGGAGGCAGCCCUGAUGGACCCCCAACUCUAUUGCAGUCCGCUCACUCAAGAAACCAUUUACCAGCACCUCGGUGCUUACAUCUGUGUACAGAGUCCUUACCCAGCUGGUGAAAGUCGGAGGGACGCCCAUCUGCUGCAGGGUCUCAAAGAGAAACCAGUGUGACACUCUGUCGUAGGCUUUUUCCAGGUCCAUGUUCAGCACCACCAUUUUCUGUCCGCUGUCUCAUUCCAAAUGAAGCACAUCUCUCAGUUGCAGCAGGUCCUGGUACUACAUAUGACUGGUCCUCAUGGAUGAUGGCACUUAGGACAAGACUUUGGCCAGCAGUUUAUAGUCAAAGUUCAGGAGGGUAAUGGGCCUCCAGUUGUAAAACUCCACUAUAUAUCCCUAAAAAUACUACCUGAUAUGCGUCUCCUUUUAUUGCCCUCACUGUAGCCAGCUUCCUAUCUUUGUGAUUAACUCAAUAAA